Molecule: messenger RNA, 3700 nt
Organism: Rhodamnia argentea
Lineage: Eukaryota; Viridiplantae; Streptophyta; Magnoliopsida; Myrtales; Myrtaceae
Product: serine/threonine-protein phosphatase 7-like
Exons: 12
Coding region: 456-2810 (784 amino acids)
Cellular component (GO): nucleus; cytosol
Molecular function (GO): protein serine/threonine phosphatase activity
Source: RefSeq, a predicted model, not a curated record
CCCUAACUAAAACUCAACCCCGUCCGCGGCGUCGGCGAGUCGUUUGCCUCUCUCUCUCUCUCUCUCCAUCAAACGACACCUCGCUUUCAGGGGUCGCACACCCCGUUUCCCAGUUUUUGAAACUCCCCUCGCUUUCCCUCUACGUUCUUCAGGCGGGCCUCCAGUAUCCAGGUACACCUUCCACUUGCUCACGCACACAUGCACACGGGAACGAAACGAACUCGAUGAUGCCUCCUCUCGAUCGCUUGGGAAACGUUGGAUGCAUGUGUCGCUGAUCACGCCGUCGUUCUGUGAUUUCUGGAAUUUAUCGGCGAGCAGUAUGUUUUCGGGCGGCCGCGACGAUCAGUUUCGUUCAGAGGCCGCAUGCCAAUCUAGUUUGUGAUCGAACGGCUGAGAGAGUUCUCGAUUUUUGUUGCUGGAUGUUUGUGCUUAUCUCGGUCGGUAGUUGAAGUUCUAUGGGGAUUGUAGGUUGGGCUGGGGGGGAUAUGGAAUCUUGGGAUGAGCAAGUUAGGGGAUGCCAGGAGAUUUUGGAGAUUAUAAGUUUGAUGUCUUUUGCGAAUUUGAGCGAGGAACAAGUGCACAAGCUGGUGACGAUGAGAGAAAUAGCGCGCCAGGUCGUGGGCGGUCAGUUCCAAGGGGUCGCGAAGAUUGACGUGGCUAGGGCAUUGCGCUCUACUAUUGACGAUAUUGUGGUCACAUGCAAGGAAACUCUAGAUAUCAUAAGUAGGAUGUCGCAUGAUGGCUUAGAUGAUCAUAGAGUUCAGUUGAUGUCGAGGAUUAAGGAAAUUGCUGGUGCCAUUGCUGAUAGAAAAGCGGACGCUGGUAGCGUUUGGCAUUAUGAAUUUGCUGAAAGAAUUAGCGAGAAUGAUGAUGCGGGGAUCGGAGAGAGCGUCAUGGACGGUGCAAUGCAAACAAACCGUGAGGGUGUUCACAUUCUGAAUAUGGAAGGACAGGUGUUCGUGGAUGAACUAACAGGGGUUGCAGUGAAGAAUGAUGAGUAUUUUAUAGGUGGAGAAUUGGUAGAACAAAAUGACAGUGUGGAGGUUCUAUCAGGGUCAAUGUCUCAUACCUCAAUAUUUUGGCCUCAAAAUGAUGAAGUAACUAUGGAUUGGGUUGAAGAUUUGAUGUUAGCACUAAAGAGAUCUUCAUGGGAAGGUGUCCCCUCCGACUUACAAUUUGUUAUGCCUGUCGGUGUGGUCGACAAAUUGAUCGAUUCAGCGGACAACAUUCUAAGUCAAGAACCCAAUUGCGUGAUUAUUAAUUGCUCUGGAGAGGAUUCACGAGUGAUUGUGAUUGGUGAUAUUGAGGGACAGUUCCACGACUUAUUGUCUCUCAUGUAUGACCAUAUCGGUGUGCCUUCAGAGUAUAAAUUUUUUGUUUUCAAUGGUAAUUACGUCGGUAAAGAGCCGUGGGGUUUGGAAGUACUUCUCGUGUUGUUGGCCUGGAAGGUAGUAAUGCCUAGUAGAGUCUAUCUUCUCCGUGGAAAUCAUGAAACAAAGUCUUUAUCAUCAUCCUGUGGCUUUAAGGAGGAGGUGCUGUCCAAAUAUGGAAAUCAAGGUGACUAUGUCUAUGAGAAGUUUUUGGGAUGUUUCAAAAACCUUCCCUUGGCCUCGAUAAUAAGCAAUAGUGUAUAUACUACCCAUGGUGGGCUAUUCCGAAGCACACGAGUUCUUUCUUCCGAGUCGAUCAAAGGAAUGAUGACGGUUGGUUCUUUGGAUGAACUUUCUAGAGUUAAUAGAUACACUGUCGACACUCUAGAUGAUGAUCAUAUUCACGGUGACUUGCUAAUCUUGAACGACGUGCUCUGCUCGGACCCAUCAUCUGUUGAAGGUUUUAGGGAAAAAAGAGUACGCCAAGCAGGUCUUUGGUGGGGCCCAGAUUGCACAGAGACUUUUCUGAGCCAGUCUAAGUUAAAGUUCAUUAUUAGAUCACACGAAGGGCCUGAAAAAAGGGCUUGUCGAAAAGUUUUAGAAGCACUGUCCAAAGGCUACAGUGAGGAUCACAGUGGAGUAUCAGGGAAGCUGUUUACUCUGUUCAGUGCUCCAGAAUACACACAGUUUCCUGAAGAGAUGGGAAAAAAUGAAGGCGCAUAUGCUAUCUUGAAGCCACCCAAUUUUACCCCCGUGUUCUGCUCAUUCAGAGCUGUAGACAGACCAAAGGCAUGUCAUUACGCUGUCAGAAAAAAUGAAGAUGAGGUGGAUUUAUGUGAAGAAGAAGUCUCGACGUCCAUGAGUCUGGACGCUUUGGGUGAUUCCAUUGCAAUGGAUCACUUUCAUUAUAUGGCUGGGACGAGUUCUGAAGUUGAUUUUGGGGCAGUGGGGAUUCAUAAUCCCCCUUCUUGGAGUGUGCUUUUGGCAGAUGAAGCAGGUAACCCACGGUGUGUUCAGCUUUCAGAAGUUCCUGACGUUGAAGGAUUGCCCUUAUCUCCCAACUCACAGGAACCUCACAAGUCUGCUUACAAGUACUUAUUGAAAUUGAUUGCAGCCCUGAAACAUGAGCUCCAAAGAAGGGAUGCUCAGAGUAGGAGUUGUAUGCAUGAGUUGAUAAAAGAGUUGGAAACAAGAAAGACUGUUGCUUGUCCUAGGGAAGAACAUAGGAUUGAAGUUGAUAAAAAUUCUCACCCUGACGGAACUGAAAUUGUGGAGAAAAGUUCCACCUUCACACCAACUGGCUUUCGUGAAGCAGAGGAGAGUGCAGAGCAGGAAGCAUAUGAAUUGAGGUCCAGUUAUGAAAGGGCUGCUCCUCAUCAUGCUUCAAAACAGAUAAUAACAUAUAAGAGAGUCCGAUGUCGGGGUGGUCCAAAGAACUAGGUUCACUGGGAAGAUGCUUGCUCUGGAGGCUUCUACCUUAAACCAUAAAUGUUUCACUGGGGAAAGAAAUCUUUUUCAGACGACGACAAUGAUAUUUACUCCAUAGAAAUGGGUAUUGCCAGCCCGGACAAUGAGAAUUGUACAACAAGUACAGAGAGUUUAAGCAACAACUCUCCUAUGCAGCUCUGCCGUAUGAAAUCACCUAUUUGGAGCAUUUGGCGAUUUAGCUUACUUCAGUGCACCAUUGGAGAUAACUGAGUUAAGUUGGGUUUGGAUCUGGCACUAUAUGUGCAUGUGAUUGGGUUUAUAGCAUGGAAGGUUAGACUAUAUCUACUGAGAUCACAUUGAUCUAGAUUUUUUGUAUUGAGGAUGAAAUUUUGAUACUAAGUGUUUGUAUGUCAGAUGGGGAUUUCAAGCUGCUGGGUUGAUGUCAAGUGGCCUCGAGGAUUUAAUCAGUGCCCGAAUUGGCCUUCGAACUUGACUUAGGAAGCACAGGUUGCUGAGUGGAGCUUGAUGCGUGACUUGCCGCUUGUGUGAGGAAACAGAUGCCAGUUGGAGAUGGCUUGGACCAGUUCACUCGCAAUUGGGUGCGGCAAUGAAGAAGGCUUGUUGCAUCAGUGCACACUCGAAUUCUACCAGUUCCCAUCCCUUGUUGCAGAGCUUAUUCUCUCACGUGCUUAGGCAGGAAUCGACCAGCUGGGCGAUGCUACCCGACAGUGUGUCGCUCUCUACUUAGCUGACUCAUUUUUUGUUGGGGAAGGACGUCUAUUACCCUGGCGAUGGUUAUGUGAUGCCCCAAUAGUAAAUGUGCAAUCGCGUCAGAAUUGGCUUAAUGGCUAGCUAGCUGAUGAUGAGCAAUUAUACCAAUGAGAUUUUUCCUUUUGAUUUUA